AUGGCGUCCUUCAUAGACUCCCUCACGAACGCCAAACACCCCAUCGUGCUCGUCCAGUACAAGCGCGACGACCUCGGCCAGGGCGACGAGCCACAGCUCCACUGGGCGCUGCACGUCAUCACCAGCAGUAGACGCCUCUCCGGGCCCAGCUUCCAGGUGAUCGACCGCGUCCACCAGGACGAGCGCGGGAAGCAGUGGUCGCUCUUCUACAACCCCACCGACGCGCUCAUCGGGAACGGGAAGUGUCUGGGUGGCUUACAGGUCGGCACCGUGCCCCACCGGGAGGUCAGCGCGCUCGUCGAUGCGGUGCGCGCGCACGAGGUCAAGCCCAAGUUCGAAGAGUGGACCUGCAGGGACUUUGUGCUCGAGCUCUUCGAGCUGUUCAAGGAGAGGGGCUGGAUGAGGAAGGAGCUCGCGGAUGUGGCGUUCAACCAAAAGGAUCUCAUACCAGAUCUGAAAGUGUCCAGCAGUGCCACGAUCAGUCAAGCGAGAGAGAGGAGGUCGUUCGUCCCAUACGUCAUGUACUACCCUUAG
Messenger RNA from Heterobasidion irregulare TC 32-1, 534 nucleotides. RefSeq lists its product as uncharacterized. The record is from RefSeq and is a predicted model, not a curated record. NCBI's taxonomy places the organism in Eukaryota, Fungi, Basidiomycota, Agaricomycetes, Russulales, Bondarzewiaceae. Bases 1 to 534 code for a protein of 177 amino acids. The transcript has a single exon.